CUCUUGAAAUUCAUGCUUUUUUUUUCCAGUCUAAAACGUAUAUGUGCAGUUGGCAAGGGGAUACUCUGUGUUUCACAAUCGACUUUGCUCUGGGAUUUACCUGUUUUGACUGUAAAACAAAGAACGUACUGUGGAGGUUUAAAUUCUCUCAGCUGAAAGGCUCUUCAGAUGAUGGGAAAACAAAAGUAAAGCUGCUUUUUCAGAAUCCAGACACCAAACAAAUAGAGACAAAGGAACUUGAAUUUCAGGAUCUGACAGCAGUUUUACACUGUAUUCACUCCUUUAUAGCUGCGAAAGUGGCAUCUGUGGAUCCAGUAUUCAUAGACAGCCAGAGUAUUGCAAGAAAAUAUAUGUACAGUAACUGAUAUAAAUGUUGUGACUAUGGAAAAUAAAUUAUUUUCUUAAAGAAAUUAGUUAUUUCAUGCACAAUAUUGCAACUUUGUGAUUUUCUAAGUCUGUGGUUGUGUUAUCUGUAAUGCUAACAGUUUUCACACUUUGUUUAACAUUUUGAAUCUAUGAGUUAACAAAUAUUAAAUCAAACUGAAUCAGUUUGUUGUCUUCAGCACUAAUCUAAUAUUCUGAGCAGAUAUUCAUUCAGUAACAUCUGUGGUGUCAUUUUGACUUCUGUUCUCAUGGUCAUGCAUAUCUACCCAUAUAUUAGAUAAAAACACAAAGUAACAUUUGAAAAUGUAUGUCCAAAAAUUAGGAUUUUUAAGUGUAUUUUGAAAAUUGCUGGGCACAAUUUCUUCAGUCCUCGCUGAAAAGAACUGAUUAUUGUAGAAAACUACAAUAGGAAUUGGACUUUCAUCUUGUUUUGAUGUGUUUGAAAAUUUAUAGUUCCUUGGUCCAGUAUUUUUGAAGCCAGAGAGUUAGAUCUGGCAUAACACAAAGUAAUUUGUCUCAGACUGAGGAAAAGAUUGAAGCCCAUGCUUGAUUCUGGCCUUAUUAUGUAGCCUGAGUGUAUGCAGAAGGUAAUGCUACAUAUGUAUUUAAAUACCUUGCCAGAUCAGCUGAAGAGCUUUGUUCUAAGCUAAGGAGCCUAACUAUAGCAUUGAGCUGUAGAAAACUUGCCGUAGGAUUUUCUUAUCUGUUAAUAAAGCUUCCAUGAAUCAUUCAUACACAUCACUCAUAGAUUCCCUGAACAGUAGCCUCCAAUGUGAUGCUCUGUAACUUCUUUUUUUUUGACAGAGGAUGCUCUCAGUGGGGUGAACAUAAAGAAUUUUCUGGCCCAUCCACCUUCUUUUUUUUCCCCACACCUCUAGCCCUUUCUUACAUAUGUGUUUAAACAUAAAUGAAAAGAGGA
Meleagris gallopavo (turkey) is the source of this 1303-nucleotide messenger RNA. It is a transcript of the gene SNTG2, whose product is annotated as syntrophin gamma 2. Lineage: Eukaryota; Metazoa; Chordata; Aves; Galliformes; Phasianidae. Gene Ontology annotation, cellular component: intracellular anatomical structure; dystrophin-associated glycoprotein complex. Gene Ontology annotation, molecular function: structural molecule activity; protein binding. The record is from RefSeq and is a predicted model, not a curated record.